Lampris incognitus (smalleye Pacific opah) is the source of this 6148-nucleotide messenger RNA. RefSeq names its product RIC1 homolog, RAB6A GEF complex partner 1 (gene ric1). Gene Ontology annotation, biological process: retrograde transport, endosome to Golgi; intracellular protein transport. Gene Ontology annotation, molecular function: protein binding. Gene Ontology annotation, cellular component: Golgi membrane; Ric1-Rgp1 guanyl-nucleotide exchange factor complex; cytosol. The transcript is spliced from 27 exons. The record is from RefSeq and is a predicted model, not a curated record. The coding region runs from base 474 to 4817 and encodes 1447 amino acids. NCBI's taxonomy places the organism in Eukaryota, Metazoa, Chordata, Actinopteri, Lampriformes, Lampridae.
GCGUCGGGACGAGACGUAGGGGAGAGAACUUGGUGCUUUACCGUCAUUAAAAACAAACAGUGUCGUUGUAAACAUCCCAAGAACUGAUAUUUCGGAGGCGCUUGAAAGUCAGUCGAGCGUGAGUUAGUUACAGGGUGCCGCGUUGUUCUGCACGACUGCGUCGCGGAUCUCAGAAGCUUUGUUUUCGGGCAGACAACCCCUCGGCUCGGAUUGCUCAUCGGAUUCAAAUUGGCAAGGGAAUUAGUUAGCCCGUUUAGCUUUUUAGCUCCACCGGCUACUUGGACACUUCUCGGUCCUCAUGGAUUGCUAGUUGUACCGGCGUUGACAUUGGAAGACGUAUCCACACCUAGAGUUGUUUUCUUAUUUGCCGGCCUUUCAUGAGCCACGCGGAUUAAAAACACUGGGAAUAACAAGGGCCACCGACUCGGCAUUGCGACGCUGUUGUGAGUGUCCAACUGGAGUGAUCGGUCGUCAUGUAUUUUCUUACAGGCUGGCCCCGGAGGCUACUUUGUCCGCUCAGAAGUGAAGAGAAACCCUCCCACAUUCAGCCCAGCUCCCAGAGGUUUUACUUCGCCGUGUUGUCCGAGACACAGCUCAGCAUCUGGUUUAGUCGGCCCAGUGUUUUGGUAGUCAGCUAUAUUGAGUCGACGAAAGUGGCAGCCCGGUUUGGGGUGUACCAGAAGGCAGAAUGGAAACCAGACGACUCCAUGAUAGCCGUGGCGGCUGCCAAAGGCUAUAUCCUGUUAUUUGAUGUGCUGGGAGGAGGGGAGGACAAGUACCUCUAUGAGCCUGUCUACCCAAAAGGGAGUCCUCGUGUGAAGGUGACCCCAGGCUAUAAGGAAGAGCAGUGUGCCCCGGCUCUCUCUCUUGAGAUGAAGAAACCUGUGGACCUGGAGGCUCCCAUUACAAGCUUACAGUCUGUUCAGGAGGACUUGUUGGUUUGUACGGCAGAUGGCUACCUCCACGUGCUACACUGGGAUGGUCUGGGCAGCAACGGACGAAAAGCCAUUAGCCUUACUACCAUCCCUUUCUCGCUGGACCUGCAGUCUGCCAGAGGUGGUCCGUCUCUAGACUUGGAGGGAGUGUACAUCAGGUGUAUGGAGUAUUGUGUGACCUUGGACGGCUUUGCUGUUGUGCUGAGUGAUGGACGCCUAGGCUUCAUCACACCGCUCAGCAACACCAUCACCGCGGAUCAGCUGCAGGGUGUCUGGGCAGCAGAUGUUAAUGAUGGCACCUGUGUGGCUGUCAACAACAAAUACAGACUGAUGGCCUUUGGUUGUGCCAGUGGCUCAGUAUUGGUGUACAUGAUAGACACUACGACAGGAUCAAUGCAGCUCUCCCACAAACUAGAGCUCACCCCAAAACACUACCCAGACAUUUAUAACAAGACGGGUCCAGUCAAGCUGAUCCGCUGGUCACCUGACUGCAGCGUAGCCAUGGUGACAUGGGAGUGUGGUGGUCUGUCACUCUGGAGUGUUUUUGGAGCUCACCUUAUCUGCACACUGGGAGAAGACUUUGCGUAUCGUUCCGAUGGUACCAAGAAGGAACCCAUCAAGAUCAGUUCCAUGAGCUGGGGAGCAGAGGGUUACCACCUGUGGGUGAUUCCUAGCAAACCAGACAGAAGGAGACAGGAGGAGCAGCAGGAGCAUGUGGAAGAGAUAGUUACAUCUUCUCGCUCAUCGCUGCAGGCUUGCAUAUUACAGUUCCACUUCAUCAAGAGCGCCCUCACUGUCAACCCUUGCACGAGUAACCAGGAGCACGUCCUGCUCCAUGGGGAGGACCGCCUCUACCUGACCUGUGGUGAUCCCACACAAGUUCACAGCACCUCUGACACACACAGCACACACCCUCACACACACAUACACACACGGGACAGCAGCCCGCUGCAUCAUCCCCCAAGCCCCAACUCAUCUCUCUCUCAGGGACUCAGCACUUUACUGGGACACAAGCAUUGGCAUGUGGUCCAGAUUCACAGCACAUACCUAGAGAGCAACUGGCCUAUACGGUUUGCAGCCAUCGACACAGUAGGGCAGUGCAUGGCUGUAGCAGGGAGAAGGGGAUUUGCACACUAUUCUUUAUACACCAGGAAAUGGAAGCUGUUUGGAAACAUCACUCAGGAGCAGAACAUGACGGUGACAGGAGGUCUGGCCUGGUGGAAUGACUUCGUGGUGGUUGCCUGUUACAAUUUUAUUGACCAGCAAGAAGAGAUGAGGCUGUACUUGCGGUCAUCUAACCUGGAUAAUGCCUUCGCCUCUGUCACAAAGCUGCACUCGGACACACUGCUGCUCAACGUUUUCAGAGACAUGGUCAUCCUUUUCAGAGCCGACUGCUCCAUCUGCCUCUACAGUAUAGAGAAGAGACAUGAUAGUGUCAACCCUUCAGCGAGUGUAGAGCUGCUUCAAGAGGUUUCCAUGUCCCGUUAUAUUCCUCACCCUGCCCUUGUGGUCUCUGUCACCCUUACAUCUGUGCGCACUGAGACUGGCAUCACACUCAAAGCCCCGCAGCAGGCCUGCAUGGCAGAGAGUAUCAUGCUAAACCUGGCUGGCCAGUUGAUAAUGCUACAGAGGGACCGAUCAGGACCCCAGGUACGAGACAAGGAGACGCUGACCAAUCACAAGAAGCUGCUACCAUUUUGUCCUCCGGUAGUGCUCGCCCAGUGUGUUGAAAAUGUGUGGACGACCUGUCGCUCCAACAAAAAGAAGCGCCACUUGCUGGAAGCUCUGUGGUUGUCCUGUGGUGAGGCAGGCAUGAAAGUCUGGCUGCCAUUGUUUCCCAGAGACCACCGGAAGCCCCACUCCUUCCUCUCCAGACGCAUCAUGUUGCCCUUUCAUAUUAACAUUUACCCUUUAGCUGUGCUGUUUGAGGAUGCCUUAGUGCUUGGAGCCACAAAUGAGACAGUUCUGUAUGAUGGGCUACAUGGAUCCUCUGAGCCACUGGAGGCACUGUUUCCAUACUGCACUGUGGAGAGGACCUCCCAGAUCUACCUCCACCACAUCCUGAGGCAGCUGCUAGUCCGCAACCUUGGUGAACAGGCGUUACUGCUGGCCCAGUCGUGCGCCUCCCUCCCUUAUUUCCCCCACGUAAUGGAGCUGAUGGUGCAUGUGGUGUUGGAGGAGGAAGCCACUUCUAGGGAGCCUAUUCCAGACCCGCUGCUGCCCACUGUGGCAAAGUUUAUCACCGAGUUCCCCCUCUUCCUGCAGACUAUUGUUCACUGUGCAAGAAAGACAGAGUAUGCCCUGUGGAAUUACUUGUUUGCAGCUGUAGGGAACCCUAAGGAUCUGUUUGAGGAAUGUCUCAUUGCUCAGGACUUGGAUACUGCAGCCUCCUAUUUGAUUAUUUUGCAGAACAUGGAGGUGCCUGCAGUGAGCAGACAACAUGCAACUCUGCUCUUCAACACAGCCCUGGAGCAGGGAAAGUGGGACCUUUGUCGUCACAUGAUCCGGUUCCUCAAGGCCAUUGGCUCUGGGGAAAUGGAGACUCCGCCUCCAACACCUACCAUGCAGGAACCCAGUUCAACAGGGGGCUUUGAAUUCUUUAGAAACCGCAGCAUCAGCCUGUCCCAGUCAGCUGACUCUAUUGCCACUGGCAAGUUUAACUUGCAGAAAACCUUCAGCAUGCCCAGUGGACCUUCUGCCAAAGGUCGGGACGUGGAUUGUGCAGAGAACAUGUACAUUGACAUGAUGCUAUGGCGCCACGCCCGCCAUCUUUUGGAGCAGGUGCGUCUUCGUGACCUAGGCUGCUUUUCUGCACAACUUGGCUUUGAGUUGAUCAGUUGGCUGUGCCGUGAACGAAACCGUGUGGCCCGUGUAGAGGAUUUUGUCAUGGCAUUGAAAAGGCUUCACAAGGACUUCUUCUGGCCUUUCCCUGUCAUCCCUGUCGGAAGCCUUAGCUCACCACUGAGGAAUGGAAGGUAUCGCACAGUGCUCAGCACACGGCUUUUAAAGUCACAGUCAGCUGAUAGCCUGCUGAACAGCGACAUGGACAUAGCGCCACCUCAGACAGCUCCCAGCUCCCAUGCUUGGCUGGAUAGCCUGGGACCAAGGUCUAAAGACAUGGACACCGCUUCUUCCGCUCCCUCCCACCACCAUACACCACAGACUCAUGAUGCAUUCCUCUCUCCUCUCACUAACAAAGUCGAGGAGUACAGUAUUGGCUCGGCCACAGACCUGACAGAGACCAGCUCAGUGGUGGAUGGUGACUGGACAAUGGUGGAUGAGAACUCCUCUACUUUGAGCCUGAGCCAGGCUGAGCUGGAGCACAUCUCCAUGGAGCUGGCCAACAAGGGCCCACACAAGUCACAAGUGCAGCUCAGGUACCUGCUCCACAUCUUCAUGGAGGCAGGCUGUCUAGAGUGGUGCGUGGUGAUUGGUCUAAUUCUCCGGGAGGCCAGUGUCAUAAAGCAGGUGAUUGGCUUCCUGGACAGCCCUGAGGUUCCCACAGAAACUGUGCAGAGUGUCCGCAGUGGCUUAUUGGCGGUUGACACAUGGGCCUCCACUGAUUGCCUGGGUUAUAAGCCUUUCCUCAACCUGAUCAGACCGCAACUGCAGCAGCUGAUGGAGACAGCUGCCGAGCAGGUGAAGCCCGAGGCUUUCCAGCCCACCAGCCAGAGCUCCAAGCUUGGUGGCCCUGAAGGGCUAGGGGGUCCUGCUUCACCGAGGGCUGAGGACAGUAGAGGUGUAACAGCCCCUCUUGGCCUGGCCCUGCCCUCUAUUGAGCCCGCUGGAGGCUUCCCUAGACCACCCUCUGAGGACUGUCCCCCUGAGGAAACAGUAGAGCAGGGAGAGGAGGAGGGAGCAUAUGACUGCACCUUAUCCUGAGCACUAGGGCCCCUCAAAACCUCCGACAUUUGAACUCUGAAUCUGCUUGAGGGAAAGCAGGAAGAGAGAAGAGCAGCAUGAGCAGGGGCUGACUGGAAAUGAUCUUUCGCGUGUGUGUGUGCGUGUGUGUGUGUGUGUACAUGCAUGUUGACGUGUGUUCAGAAUGAACCUUCUUAGUAUAAUCAGUAUUAUCCACUCUUCAGAUUACCUCUGCAGAGGCCUGUAUAGACUAGAGCCACUGUGGUCACUUAACCACCAACAGCCACCCUAACAAAUGGACAGCCAGCCGAACUGGGACGAUGAAUUUAGAGCACAACUAGGGGAUCAGGCCAGUGUGAUAGUUCCUCUCUGUUAGUGGUCAUAUUUCCAUAAUAUGCUGUUAGAAAAGAUGCCUACCUGUUGGCAUGUGCAUCCGGGAUGUGGCAGACUGCUCUGGCUGUGUCAGCUAGCACAAGAGAGCAGCAGUCUUUCUAUUCCCAGAUGGAUGCUUUGUGCGUCUUGCGUUCACUUGGCACUCGGUCAAGUGUAACUGCACACCUUGAGAUAGUUUUUCCAUUGUUUAGAGACAGUGCUGUGUUGUAAAAUCGAGUGGAUGCAAACAAUGCAAGAGCUUAACAUCAACAAUAAGACCUUUAUACACAGGGCUGUGGUGUCAGGCUGAACAGCUCAGUAUUUAGUAGGGUGCAACUCUGGUCCUUAACUAUUUAAAGGAUGCACUGAAGUGUGUCUGAGCCUGCGUGUUGGCUUGUGUAUACUAGAGGUGUUUCAUAUGUACUUUCAUACCUCAUAAGAUUUUGAAAAUAUUUUGUGAUAACUUUGUCAAUAAUGAAAUGAUCUACCAGAUUGCGUUGUUAUUUUUAUACCAGUUUGACCUUGGUCGUGGCGAGCUCCCCUGAAGAGCGUACGAUUGUAAGACUCGUGUAACUGUUGAAAAAUCCUGACCAAGGUUUAGAGAAAUAGGUUUUUGAGCAUUGGGAGGUACUCGUUCGUGUUUGUUGCAUGCAGCUGAGAUAUUUCAAGGCCCCAAACAAAACUGUUCUGGAUGUGUGUGUAUAAGGGGAGUAUGUGCUAGGAUCAGCUGUCUGCUUGCUCUUUCCUCUGUGACCUUGUCAAAACAGGGUAGAGAUCAGUAUUUGGCCAUCUUAAAAGUGUUGUGUAAAUAUGUGUGAACCAUGACGGUAAAGGACACCUUCUUGGCCAAUCGUGGCAAUAUUGUCUUAGUGCAAUAAAGUGUUUUGAAAAACAUCCCCGAGAUGACCAAAUCAUGACAACACAGAGUCAAAAGGGUGUUCUGUAUUUCCAGCAAAACGAACCAUUGAUAUAUUUUGAUA